Penicillium riverlandense is the source of this 765-nucleotide messenger RNA. RefSeq names its product SDR family NAD(P)-dependent oxidoreductase. The record is from RefSeq and is a predicted model, not a curated record. The transcript has a single exon. Lineage: Eukaryota; Fungi; Ascomycota; Eurotiomycetes; Eurotiales; Aspergillaceae. Bases 1 to 765 code for a protein of 254 amino acids.
AUGCCUUCGAAGGUAGCCCUCAUCACUGCCUCUUCGGCUGGACUUGGUGCCGCCAUCGUCAAAGCCCUUGCUGAGGACUAUCGAGUUGUUGUCAACUAUUUUUCCCAUCCAGACAAGGCAGAGGCAGUUAUUCGAGAAUGUAUGGCCAAGUUACCGGAAACCUCAUCUUCGACAGAACCACGGUUCCAUACCAUACAAGCGGAUAUUUCGAAAAAGUUCGACGUCCAAAGGCUUGUCGAAGAAACCAUUCAAGUGAUGGGAAGACUGGAUGUUGUGAUUAGCAACGCGGGUUGGACCCAAAUCGUCAAUUUCUAUGAUCUCGAGCAAAAUAUCGACGAAGCAGACUGGGACAAAUGUUUCGCAAUCAACGUGAAGACACACCUGUGGUUACUUCACGCAGCCAAGCGUUACAUGGACUUGAAUGAAGACGGAGGCAGCUUCGUUUCUAUCGCAAGUCUCGCUGGAGUCAUUCCUUCCGGCAGUUCAAUUCCUUACGCUGUGACGAAAGCCGCGCAAAUUCAUUUACUAAAGUGUCUGGCCGCUGUAUGCGGACCAAAGAUUCAAUGCAAUUCCGUCAGUCCGGGAUUGAUGAUGACUGAAUGGGGACAACGUUUUCCAGAGGCAACUGUGAAUGCUGUAACUGAGAAAGGUGCCCUGAAAAGGUUGACCACCGCCGAGGACGUCGCGGAUCUCAUCAGAACCAUGAUUUUGAGCAGAAGCCUUACAGGCCAGAAUAUUGUAAUAGACUGUGGAAUAUCUAUGUAA